Paramacrobiotus metropolitanus is the source of this 1805-nucleotide messenger RNA. RefSeq names its product histone-lysine N-methyltransferase set-18-like. Lineage: Eukaryota; Metazoa; Tardigrada; Eutardigrada; Parachela; Macrobiotidae. Bases 245 to 1666 code for a protein of 473 amino acids. The record is from RefSeq and is a predicted model, not a curated record. The transcript has 4 exons.
GGUCAUGUCGGGCAGCAUCAACGGAGACUGUUUGUUUAAAUUAUUACCCAUGCUGGCGGCUUGCAUGUGGAGUUAAUCGGAGUGGAAUGGGUAUAUAAAUGCGCUAUUGCAUCAGAAAAGCGCACGGGUCCGUUUAAUCAAUUACCACCAAGAUUCUAAUUGGACGCAUGACUGGAAGAACUCUGGGAUUCUGAACAGCCUAACGCCAGCGGAGAGGCAUACUGUAUUUAUUUCUUUAACGAUUAUGGGGUACAAACGAGGCGACGUGAUUAUGGAGAAUAAGCCCUGGGCUUAUAUUGUCAAUGAUGAUUACCGGGAUAAAUGCUGUCAUUAUUGUUUUACAAGUGAAAUUGCGGACGACCCUUUAUUUCCGAGCAAAACCAAUAAACUGCAACGCUGCUCCGGCUGCCGUUUUGCAUACUUCUGCAAUGCCUCCUGCCUGAAAUUUGCCUGGAAAGACCACAAAUUCGAAUGUCAACGUAUAAAAAAACUCCAAGAAACCAACACUCCCCUACCCACGGCCCAGGUGCGUCUAGCCGCCCGGGUCUUUAACAAAUACUUCCGUGGCGACAUCAUGGACCCGGCCUGCAGACCGACGUCCAAUCGGACGUUCCUCACGCUGUGGCACCAUGCUGAUAAGGUACGCGAGUCGGUUGGACAGUUGGCAGCGUACAAAAAGGUCAUGGGCGAAGUGCGCCAGUUUAUAGGGAACGAGAAUGUGCCUGUUAGUGAUGAUGAUGAACUGCUGCCGAUUUAUAACCGGAUAACCGUUAACAGUAUCAAUAUGGAUGAUGGUGAAGUCCAGAAAGGAAUAGGAGUCUUCCUGGGUGCGUCCAUGUUUGACCACUCCUGCCGGCCCAACGCGGACUUCUUCAUCCGCGAUCACGGCGCCACUAUCUACAUUGUGGCGCUGGACGACGUCCCCGAUAUCAGCUCCGUCCGGCUGCGAUACGGCGACGUCUUCGAGCCGACCUGGAAACGGCGCGAAUACCUGGAGAAAACCUACUUCUUCACCUGCGACUGCGAGUUAUGCCAGGACACCAAACGCGAUAACCUGUACCGCGCUGUCUGCUGCAGCAACUGCCGCGGACCCGUCCCACUAUCGGUGACCUUUAAAUCCACCGGCCCCUGUAGCCGCUGCAAGACGAUCCUCACCGCCGAUAUCCUCAAGCAAGCCAAACAGCUGAGUAGUGAGAUACCGCAAAUGUUGACACAAAGCGAACGACUGUUAUCAAAUCAGAGCCGGCUGGAUGGCGAGGUUAAAAGGGUCAAUUUCGUCGCCCUGCGGAAUGUUUAUAAUAAAUCGAUUAAAAAUGUCCUGCAUCCGUGGAACUGGGUGUACGUAAAGUUUGUGCAGCACAUCAUGGACUAUUACAUUCUGCUGGAGGGUGAAGAGGAUGUGGAGCUGCGUGCGCAAUGGUUUAUGGAGUGUGUGGAAGCGUACCGGCGCUUUGAUGUUAUGUCACCGACCCUGGGUGUGCGACUGGUGGUCGUGGCGGAGUUUUUGGCGCUGCAUGAGCGGUCUGACGAGGCUAAGCGGUAUUUUGAUGAGGCAGAGUCAAUUGUGCUGAUGUUUUUUGGGAAGGAGCAUAGUUUGUACCAGAGAAUGAGUAUGUCGCGCAGCGUGAUGGAACAGUUUGAAGUUGUCAAAGCGUUGCGGUUGUAAAUGGUGUGAUGAUGUCGUCGGAUGUCGUAAAGAUUUGACGGACUGUACAUCACAUAAUUUAAAUGCAUACAGAACAAGCUUGGAGUAAUAAUCGCAUUUACAUUUUUGCACAUUACCAAUAUUCCUGAUAAAAGUGGAA